GCAGGGACACGCCACUGGCCAGAGGGAGGAGGUGUCCACAGGUCCGUCCCGAUGCCCUGCCCUCGGCCGUUCUGGCUCCGCCAUUCCCGGGCCCCCCAGGGCUCGGGUCCCAUCUCCCCAAGCAGAGGGGAGGACCAGGAGGAGGAGGAGGAGGGGGACGGCAGCCCAGGCUCCAGCCCCAUCCUGUCCCCCGCCUCCCCGGUGGAGUGCCUCAUCUGCGUGUCGUCUUUCGACGGCGUGUUCAAGCUGCCCAAGCGCCUGGACUGCGGCCACGUCUUCUGUCUCGAGUGCCUGGCGCGCCUCUCGUUGGCCACGGCGGGCGGCGGCAACGCGGUGGCCUGUCCGGUGUGCCGCGCACCCACGCGCCUGGCCCCCCGCCGCGGACUUCCCGCGUUGCCCACGCAGUCGGGUCUCCUGCCCCGUAACGCGCGCGCGCCGCCCUCUCGCCAGGGCUCCGUGCGCUUCGACCGGCGCCGCGGCCUCCUCUACCUGCGGCCGCCGCCGCCCCCGCCCGGGCCGCGCAAGGCCCGCGCCCAGCCGCCGCCGCCGCCUCUGCGCCUGGGCCGCCCGCUGUCGCGCCGCCUGUCUCUGGCCAGCCCGGCCUGGGUCUUCAACGCGGCCGUGGCGCUGGCCGUGCUGGUGGCCGCGGGCCUCGUGGUCUCGGGCGUCUACAUCUUCUUCCUCAUCCCGCACGCCACCUCCUCCGGCCCCGCGCGGCCCCAGCUCGUGGCGCUCGCCCCAGCGCCAGGCUUCUCUUGGUUCCCGCCGAGGCCCACGCCGGGGGUGCCCUGGACCCCCGCCUGGACGCCGCGCCCCACGGGCCCUGACCUGGACACGACACUGCCAGGAACUGCAGAAGAUGCGCUGGAGCCCCAGGCGGGCCCCGAGGACCCGGCGGAGAACGAGGGGACGCUGGACAGGCGAUCGGACGGCACGUGGGGCACAGAGGCUGGCCCCGGCUGGGCCCCGUGGCCACGGGGUGCGAGGAGGCCGUGGGGCCCACAGUAAGGGCGCCAGCACUGCAGUCCUGCCGCCAGGCCUGGCACCUCCGUGUUAUCUGGGGCCUUUAGCAGGGCGCACAGCACUUACCUGUUUCUCCAGGCUGGGGCCUGGGGCAAGCAUCGUUUGCAUUGUCACGGUGGGGCUGGUCUCUUUCAAGGAGCAGGCACCGCAGUCAUCCCACAAGGAUCCUCUGGGAACACCCCUGACCCCCAUUCUUGUGGCUGUACAGCGGAGGGUGCCCUGACCGUGACCUCCAUAAGGGUCCUGCUGGGGUUUGCUCCUGCUCCGGAACCCCUACUCCGUGGGGGUGCAGUUGGAAGCAUCCCUGAUCCUCAUCCCUUGUAGGAGUCCAGCUGUGGACACCCCCGACUGACAUCCAUGCAGGUGCCCAGCCAGGGGCAGCCCCACACGAAUCCCUGAACGGGUCCUGCUGGGAGUACCCCCAUUCAUCCUCACCACAGAGUGCUGGGGGAGCAUCCUUACCAGCACCGGAGGCCGAAGCACUCUCAUCCUUCGGACUGGCCACAGGUGGCAGCCAUCUUUGGAGGGCAGAGCUGUUGCGGCUAUUAUUCCCUGGUUACGCUCCUCCCCAACUGGCCCAUUGCAGGGGAUGUCCCACCUCUCCACCCAUCUGUGGAGUUUGUUUUCUAUUGCCUGCAGGCUGGGCCUGGGUGGGCUCCAGCUGUCUACAUGCUGAUCCCGGGUGUAGAGUUGCCAUCCUGCACACCUGGUUGGGGCUGGGGCUCAGACUUGAAGGAGCAGGGUGUCCUGGCCAGGGCUGGGGAGGAACUUGAGUCUUAAAGACUGGCUCCCGCCCCAAUCCUAAGUCCCAAACUGCUCUGGGAGCCUCCACUUCCCGCUGGGUCGUGGCUUCUAGGAUCCUCCCAAUAUGCUGUGGUGCAGCUGGGUUCAUCAUGGCUCAGAGAGGCCAAGGUCACCCCAGGGGUCACACAGAGGCAGACAAUGGUCGGGGUGGGAGUCCUGGACCUCCUUGGUUAGCCAGAGGGAUCCUAGUCCCUUUCCCUGGCCACUAGAGUCCCCAUCACCCCCGAUUAAUAUCUUGGUGCCAGUUACUGCAGUUCUUCCUCCAGGGCUCCAUCUGUCCUGCUCAGCCUCCUUUCUUGUGCCUCAAGGUGAACCCUGAGCCUUCCCGAUAGACAGCAGCCUGCAGGGAAGGUGGUGUAUGGGCUCCUGUCCUCUUCCUCCCAGAAGUCUUCCUGGGUUAGUUAUGGGGGUAGAUGGCAGCUAUCCUCUGUGCAGACUGAACCUGGGGCUUCUGUUUCCUCCCAGGCCCUGCACCCCCACAUCCUGCCUCACCUCACUCUGGGAUGGAGUGCUGUGUUUUGGGAAUGGGCACCCAGCAUGUUCCAAAGAGA
Molecule: messenger RNA, 2378 nt
Organism: Rhinopithecus roxellana (golden snub-nosed monkey)
Lineage: Eukaryota; Metazoa; Chordata; Mammalia; Primates; Cercopithecidae
Gene: RNF225
Product: ring finger protein 225
Exons: 2
Coding region: 52-1008 (318 amino acids)
Biological process (GO): protein ubiquitination
Molecular function (GO): ubiquitin protein ligase activity
Source: RefSeq, a predicted model, not a curated record